AGAAACUUUAGUUCUGAAAAGGAAAUAUUAAAACGUACAAGAUAUCAAGAGCCUGAACCUUUACAAGAACUUUAUCGACUUUGUCCUGAUCUUAAUGGUCAAAGUGUGUGGUUUUUUCUGACGCUCGAUAAAUCUGCAGAAGGGCGUAUUUUGUAUGAAAAAUCGGAAAAGCAUGUCUAUGUUUAUAACAUGAUCACACAAAAUCGAUUUUCAUCUUUUUCUGCUUGGAUAAAAGCACUUGGCAAAAAACGUUUUUUUAAGGGCAAAAAAUCUUCACUAGCCACUAUUUUUUUAAAUCCUAGCUCUAGUGGAACAAGCGUCGGUCAAAUAAUUAAAGGAGAAAACCAUGUAUCUUACUUCAAAAGUGCUGAGAUAAUUACAUUACUCUCUAUCAAAGAUACUCUAACAACAAUGAUACAUAACGAUGCAGAAUUUACAAACAUAACUCUAAUGGAGGGUGAUGAAUCUCUACGACUUAUAUUUUCUGACAGAAAAAAUACUCGAAAAGAACUUUGUUUUAAUCAAGCUUCUCAUGGUUGUCGGGAACCUAUAAAAUGUUCUAUUUUUGUGAACAGGUCUGAAGUCAAAGAUAUUUUUUCAAAAAAUAAUUGUAUUAACACCAAAAUCUCAACUAUGGCAGAUAUUAUUUCAAUCGUACGAUUUUGUAAAAAAUCAUUCAUUUGUAUGGGGCAAUAUACCAAAGGGUUUGAGCAAGCUACCCGCUUGCGAGGUAAUCCUAAUUCUUUAGGCUCCCAAAAUGAUCAUGAGAUUAUUGCUAGUCUGGAAAAUAAAAGAACUGAUACUAAAACCUAUCGCAGAGUUGAUUGUGCUUUCUUUGUGCCAGAUGGGAAUAUAUGUAUAAAUUGUAAAACGUUAUACAAUACGUUGUAUAAAAUUGAAAAUCGACAUACCAUCGGUGUUCAGCCUAUUAAAACAUCACAUGCGUCCAGAGAAAUCCUAACGGAACUUACAAUCAAAUCUCAGAAAGAAUUGAUUAAAGAACUUAGCAACCGUUUAAAAUUAAAAUUUGAAGCAGAGGAAGAACAUAUAUCAGAACCAAUGACUAACAUCAUUCAUAGCAUGAUUGAAAAAGUCAAAAAUAAAGAAUUCGAGGAUAUACCAAAUCUUAUUUUAAAAGAGCUAAUUCGUGUGCAAAGACUUUUAUGGAGUCAACGUGACAACAGAUAUGUUGGAUAUGUUGAUUUUGAUAAUGAGAAUGCAGAAAUCGAAGCAUUUGGUGAGCAAUGUCUUCGUGAUAUCCAGAAUGAUUCUGGUUGCCAAAAAGAUAAUGAUAAAAAGGAUUGUGAAUCCUAUUUUGCAAUUGAGACAAUAGAUGUUCAUACUCUUAAUACGAUUCUUUUUUCUUUAGCCGCCAAGCUCAAAUAUAUAGCAAUUCAUACUUGUGGAUCCAUUUGUGAUGGUGCAGGUGAAAACAGGAGACAUGUUAAAAGUUUUGAUUGGUUUGCAACAACCUGGAAAAUAGGUGAUGAAAUAGAAGUUCAACUGUUAAAUAAACUGGAAAAAAAAAGCUACAAACCUUCUAAGAUAAUUGCUUUUAAUCCAGAGCGUACUAAAUUUUUGGUUGAGCUUUCUGACAUUGAACAAUCUCGCUAUAACAUUGCACGAUCUGUUUUAUGGCCUCCAAUGCCAAAAAAACUAAUUGGAAUAUCAAUGAUUUAUAUUGAGGUUGCAAUUAAACCUACUGAAAAAGGUCAACAAAUUAUAUGGAGAUUACUAUUUAGUGAUAUUCGUCCAGCAUACGAUGAAAAUCAGCAUUGGGCAUGGCAUCUUGCUAUAAAUUCUGUAACUGGUAAAACAUGGUUCUUUUUAAAUAAUCCAACUCAUGUUUUUAAAAAAUUAAGAAACAAUGUUUCAAAAAGCCAUACUGGUUCUGGUGAAAAGAAAAGUGUAAGAGAGAUAAUCAAAAUGAGAGUAGAUCUUGCAGAACAUACAUUAUCACAAGAUGUUAAAAAUGCAAUAGCAGAAAUUCCAGAGUUAAUGAACAUUUCCCAAGGCACUCAGUGUCAGUUUGAUUUAAUUUUGUCAAUUAAUGGAUUUCUCGGAAUUAUAGAAUAUGUAUUUAGAAACUGGCCAGGUGCUGUUAUUCAGCCAAGAAGGAUUUCUCAAGACAUGCUUGAGGGUUUGUUUGGAACAAUAAGGGAGAUGAGUGGUAAUUCCUCUACGCAAACAGUUCAAUCCUAUGGAUAUGCAAUGAAUAAAUUUACAGUCACAACACAAAUGAUAUCGGAAAUACGAAGCCUAAAUUAUGGUUCAGCUAAUAGCUCGAGCUCGUUACAAUCUGAAAACCAGGACCGUAAAGAAUAUAUUUACUACAAACCUCGAAUUGAAGUACUUUCUACUGUGAGCCAUCAAAUAUUUAAGGAAAUUAUCGAUGAUGACUUGAUAAUGGGACGUGUUGACGAUCUUUUAGUAUCCUGGUCAAAAAAAAUUCGUCAAAUGGCAUUAAACUCCGUUCCGGCAAAGAAAAAGUCGCUUGUUCUUCAACUGUUUGAAAAACAUACUGAGUAUGAACCAGACAUUUUGAUCUAUAUUAACAAUAAUCUUACAAACAACCAACCUUUAAAGAAGCAGUUUCACACUCUUCUGCAAAAAUCAUAUGAGUACCAGUACGAUACUAAUCAUCUAUCAGAAGAGGAUGAAAAAUAUUUAUUUAUGCGACAAAAAAAUAAUCCAAAAGUAAAGUUUUCCACAUUUAAAAAAGAGAUGCUACCCAAAGAUCUUAAUUUCGCACUUGAUCAGCUCAAGAUUUGGGCUCACGAUGAUAGGGCUAAGAGUGCAUUUGAAAAGGCAUUUACAUUAUCAAAUCUCAAAACUAUUGUUCAG
This is a messenger RNA of Dentiscutata erythropus, 2844 nucleotides long. Lineage: Eukaryota; Fungi; Glomeromycota; Glomeromycetes; Diversisporales; Gigasporaceae. The record is from the annotation of a GenBank genome assembly.